CAAGCCGGCAGGUGGACAGUGAGUUUCGCACAUUACAUUCCAAAGAGUCCGUGUCAGAAUGAAUAUGGACGGAAACAUUGGGUGUGGGUCCGGCAACUCAAAGAGCGUGAGCACCACCCAUUACGAACAAACCAAGGUCGUGCAAGGAGGCGGUGAUGGAUGCGAUGGCGGAUACUCCUACAGCUAUUCCGAGUCCUCUGGAGGCGGCAUGGGAGGCGGAAUGUCAGGCGGAAUGAUGAGCGGUAUGGGAGUCGGAAUGGGAGGCGGAAUGAUGAGCGGUAUGGGAGUCGGAAUGGGAGGCGGAAUGAUGAGCAGUUCGUCAAAGAAAGUGAUGCACUCUGCAUCAAGCGGAAUGUCGAGCGGUAUGGGAGUCGGAAUGGAAGUCGGAAUGGGAGGCGGAAUGGGAAGCGGAAUGGGAGGCGGAAUGGGAGGCGGAAUGGGAGGCGGUAUGAUGACCAGUUCGUCAAACACAGUGGUGCGCUGUGCAUCAGGCGGAACGUCAGGCGGUAUGGCGAGCGGUACCGCCAUGUCAGGCGGUAUGGCGAGCGGUACCGCCAUGUCAGGCGGAAUGAUGACCACAAUGGGAGGUGGCAUGUCAGGCGGAAUGAUGACCACAAUGGGAGGCGGCAUGUCCGGCUGCACGGUUGGCGGAAUGAGUGGCUCAAAUUCCACCCACCAGAAAACCACGGUCGUGACGUCUGAAUACACUCAUAAGUCUGGCAACUGCAACAACUGAGGACUCUGCAAACCUCCACUCUCCCUGUUUUCACCCCAUUUGUAAUAAUGGUAUGCACAUGCAGCUGAAGGAACCGGACAAGUUUCAGCUCUCAACUUUCCUCAGCUUUUCUGAGACAUUUUUGGGUGUAACUUCUUUUAAACAGUAACCAGUUGAUACAGAUCUUUUUGCUUCAUCCUCAACCAGAUAGUAAGCACAAUAAAAAGCAACAAAAUGUCAUGAGAUGAAAAAUAUCAUGUUCUGUUCGGUUCUGAAAUAAACUCAGGUAUUUUCAUUGACUCAGA
Messenger RNA from Pseudoliparis swirei, 1020 nucleotides. RefSeq lists its product as uncharacterized. The record is from RefSeq and is a predicted model, not a curated record. The transcript is spliced from 3 exons. Bases 59 to 736 code for a protein of 225 amino acids. Lineage: Eukaryota; Metazoa; Chordata; Actinopteri; Perciformes; Liparidae.